This is a messenger RNA of Fusarium proliferatum ET1, 624 nucleotides long. RefSeq lists its product as uncharacterized. The coding region runs from base 1 to 624 and encodes 207 amino acids. Lineage: Eukaryota; Fungi; Ascomycota; Sordariomycetes; Hypocreales; Nectriaceae. The record is from RefSeq and is a predicted model, not a curated record. The transcript has a single exon.
AUGGUGCCUCAACCGCUCAACCUCACCAAAAACUCCUAUCUUUCAGCUCCAGCAGCAGCGCGAGCCUAUGGACCCAAGACACCAACAGAUAUACCCAGCUUCGCCCAGACCUCAAGUCCACCACGCAUCAUGGCCCCAAGACAGCGUCGCCGCGCUACAGUCAUCGCACUCAACCGCAGAACACCUCCCCACAUUGCUUUGGAGUCUCCCCCACGCAGGCGUAAAAGCGCGACUGAUCGUCGUAGGAGUUUGCAGUCGCAUUUAUGCUCUGCGCAGAGUCUCACAUUGCGCAAUCCAAGCAAUGGCCUUAUCCAGAAGGGCUCUGCGAUACGCAACAAUUAUUGCGACUGCACUUCGGGCUUGGACAUAAAAUUGACCGAGCUUUGCGUCGAGCGACCAGAUCGCGAACCUUUGCGGUCACCGGCGUUGUUUGCACCUUGUCGCUGGAGUAUUCCUUCACCAACGCCGGGGAGCUCCUUUGAGCAGAGCGAGCAGAUUUAUCAGUUUCAGGGUCAAUGUGAUGGGAGUCGGAAGAGCAGACGGGCUACGUGGGCAUUUGACGUUGAUGGGGGGCUGAACAAAUUACCGUCUUGUCCGUUCUGGACAUGUCCAGAGUAUCGAUAG